Molecule: messenger RNA, 6823 nt
Organism: Microplitis mediator
Lineage: Eukaryota; Metazoa; Arthropoda; Insecta; Hymenoptera; Braconidae
Gene: spg
Product: dedicator of cytokinesis protein 3
Exons: 15
Coding region: 519-6272 (1917 amino acids)
Biological process (GO): small GTPase-mediated signal transduction
Cellular component (GO): cytoplasm; plasma membrane
Molecular function (GO): small GTPase binding; guanyl-nucleotide exchange factor activity
Source: RefSeq, a predicted model, not a curated record
ACCCAAGAGCUUUAUUUUUUAUUGUCAUUUGAUUAAGUUAAUCUAAUAAGUAAUAAUAGUUAAACUUGAGACAUUUAAUGAGCAUGAUCAAAGAAAGCGCUCGGUUUUCAAACGCGUAAAUAUUUUAUCACCAACCCUGGGCUUAUUUGCAUUCAAAAAUUUUUAAGUUUCCCGCUAAAAAAAAUUAUUUUAUUUCUCUAAAAUUAUUGAUACAAAAAAAAUACUCGAGGAUGUGGACUAUGGAUUAGUUUAGUGACGUAAAAGAAUUAAAAGGACUUUUAAAUUUUAGUAUCCUUUUAAGUCGUUCCUGAAGGACCACGUGACCAAAAGUGAUAGCCCUUGUUGUCGGUUGGUGUCGCAACACGGCAACGCUGUGUAGUUUAGUAAAAACCGUGUGGCACUUGUGUCUGGUGCAGCAACACACCCAAUGUUUGUGUUGUUUUGAUAUUUAACGUGAUAAACAUUAUAUAAAUAUUUAAAUAAUUAAAUAUGUAGACAUUACGUAGUAAUUAACUAAAAUGUGGACCACCACCAAGACAACCAAGUACGGAGUCGCCGUCUACAACUGGCGAGGAGAUACUCGGUAUGGACUGCCACUGGAAAUCGGAGAUACGCUCCAUAUUUUAGAGGAAUGCGCAGGAUGGUACCGAGGGUUCUCGACGAAGAACCGAGCGGUGAAAGGCAUAUUUCCGAGCUCUUACAUCCAUCUGAAGCCGUGUAAAAUCGAGAACGAAGGCCUCUUUGAGUCGGUGAUACCGGAGGAAGAUCCAGUGGUACGCGAGGUAACUCUAGUUCUGCGAGAAUGGGGUGGAAUCUGGAAAAGACUUUAUGUGGAACGGGAAAUCUACAAGUUCAAUACUCUACGGAAAGUAAUGAGAGAGUUAUUGGAGUGGCGACGACAACUUCUAGGAGGUACGUUGACAACAGACCAAACGAGGGAAUUGAAAUUACGAAUCAUCAACAAAGUCGACUGGGGAAAUCGAAAACUUGGGUUGGAUCUGGUACCACGUCAAGGAGCGCACAUGGUCGAUCCAGACUCAAUGUCAGUCGUGGAACUCUACCAUGUGCAUUUGCAAAGCGCAGAAAAUUCUCAAGGUGCAUCAGCACGUGGAACCCUCCGCCGCAAAGAGCAGAAAAAAGUUCUGACCCAUCAUCUUUAUUUUUGCAUGCGCGAUUUCGGACAUUCCGUAGGCGAGGAUACUGAAAUAUAUUUUUCCCUGUGGGAUUCUCGCCGCGGCGAGUAUCUGAGCGAGAGAUUUCUCGUUAAAAUAUCCAAAGAAGGUUUUUCAAAUUAUGUUGAAAAGCUGCACAGCAACUGUACCAUUUUUACUGACCUCGGUAACGCAGACCUCAGUCGGGAUUUAUACGUGAUCGCUCAUGUGAUGCGUUGCGGUCGUAUGCUUUACUCCGAUUCAAGUAAAAAUAAAUCUGGAAGUGUUGUCUAUCGUCGGCCACAUGGAGUUGGUGUUUUAUCUCUCGCUGAAGCUGCUCAAGAUCACGCUGAAGAACUCGAGAUGACAUUCAAGGUGUAUCAAGGGGAAGAGAAGGAAUUUCAUCAACUGCACGAGCAAAUAAUAAAAAAUAAUAAAUGUUCACCGCUACCAGGGCAACCGAAUUACGGAAUAGUGGUGUCCCUACGUGUGUUACACGGAGAGCUGUCACAAGUCCGUGAGGAACAUCCUCAUUUAUUUAAAAAUGUAUGUUUAACACGUAAACUCGGUUUUUCGGACGUUAUAAUGCCGGGCGACGUGAGAAAUGAUUUGUACCUGAGACUAGAGCGCGGAGAAUUUGAACGCGGCGGUAAAUCGACCGGUAAAAAUAUCGAGGUAACAAUGCUGGUGCUCGAUGCCGAAGGGAAACCACUCGAAGGCUGUUUAUUCGGCGCCGCUGGUAUGGAAGGUAGUUCUGAGUACCAAAGUUUAGUAAUUUAUCAUCACAAUAGUCCUUAUUGGGGCGAGACUGUCAGAUUAGCGGUGCCAAUUGAAAAGUUUUACGGUAGUCACAUAAGAUUUGAAUUCCGUCACUGCUCCACUCGCGAAAAAAGUGAUAAAAAAUUGUUUGACUUUGCAUUCGUACGUCUAAUGGAGCCAGACGGUGGUGCUACAAUCCAAGACGGUUUGCACGAGCUCUACAUAUAUAAAUGUGAAGAACGUGCCAAAUUAGAUUCAUUGAGUUACUUGUCGUUGCCAUCAAAUGCCCGUGAGCCAAAUUGUCCAGGAGUACCACCGUUUACAAGAUCACCCAAGGAAGCUGUUUUCGUAACGACAUUACUGUGUAGCACAAAAUUAACGCAGAAUGUCGAUUUGCUGAGUUUAUUACAGUGGAAAGCGCAUCCUGAAAAAAUAGCAGAAGCACUUGGACGGGUUUUACGACUUGAUGGUGAAGAACUCGUUAAAUUUUUGCAAGAUAUACUUGACGCUCUAUUUGCGAUGUUUCAUACUGAGGAUGGCAAUUCAACAGCACACUCUGGCCUAGUAUUUCAAGUCCUUGUUUCAAUAUUUAGUCAUUUAGAGGACGUUAAAUUUGAACACUUUAAGCCUGUGAUAGACGCGUAUAUAUCUGGUCAUUUUGCAGCAGCAUUAGUUUACAAAGGUCUAUUAAGUAGCGUCCAGCAUUGUGCUGAUUGGGUUACCGCUGCCGAGAAACAAGAGCCUAUUAUGAAGUGUUUCCGCUCACUCGAGUACAUCUUCAAGUUUAUCAUACAAAGUAGACUGUUAUUUGCUCGCGCAACUGCUGGUCAGUACGAGGACAGUUUCAAACGUGAUCUCUACUGCGUAUUUGCGGCACUAAAUAAAAUGCUCACGUUGACAUACGAAACUGUUUUGUAUUCCCAAGUCGCAUUACUGUUGUCUAUAUCUGCUGUUUUCGAGCAGCUCGAAGUUGUACUGCCGGCGCUAGAAGUUGCUAAACUAACAUGCACGAUGCUGGACUCGGUACCCCGAGAACCGCCGCCGCAACUUCUGCAAGCCAAACUUCUGGCAAUUAAAAAUCUUGUUACCUCAAUACUAUUUCAGGAUGACGAGAGCAGAAAUUUGUUACUGAUGACCAUUUGUCGUCACUUGAGAAUACACUUAGCAAGAAGAGAAGAGUUGAGAUCUUGUACAGACAUAUUGGGAGAAAUAUUGAGCUUUCUUUACAAACGCGGAUGCGAUACAAAUAAAGUUAACAAUUGUAUUCAUCAUGACAUUGAAAUAAUAUGUAUAUCUAUACUAGAUGUUUUGGUACAAACGAUAUUGAUAAUUGUCAACACCAGCGGACCAGUAUUGGGAUGUCUCGUUGCCUGUCUGAUUGGACUCCUUCAGCAGCUAGACGAGUACCAUUACGCGCGACUGUGGGAAGAAUUAAGCCACGGCGGGGAACGUAAGCCACUGAAAGAUUUUCUUUUCCGGGUAUUUUUGGUCCUAAAAGAUCUUGUCCGUCAAGAAGUAUUUCCGCCCGACUGGUUGGUUAUGAGGAUGCAGGCCAAUAACGUUAUUUUGAAAUCAUUACAAGAGUUAGCCCAACCACUGGCCUUCAAAUUUCUCCAUGGUAACUUUGACUCUCAACUCUGGUCAACGUAUUUCAAUCUCGCGGUGGCUUAUCUUACCCAGCCGUCACUGCAGCUGGAACAUUUUUCUGAAGUUAAACGGGAAAAAAUAGUGGAGAGAUACGGCGACAUGAGAGUACUUAUGGGUUUUCAAAUUCUGUCAAUGUGGUCGCAUUUGGGAGAACGUAAACUUGAAUUUAUACCGGGUAUGGUUGGCCCUUUUCUUGAAGUAACACUUGUUCCCGAAAGUGAAUUGCGUAAAGCAACGUUACAUAUCUUUUUUGACAUGAUGGAGUGCGAGCAACUAGCACGUGGCAGCUUCAAGUCCGUCGAGUCCGAGCUGAUUGAUAAACUCGACAUCUUGAUAAGCGAAAACAAAGGAGACGAUGAAUACCGACAAUUAUUCAAUACCAUGGAGCAUCUUAGCGCCGUGCUGCUAGAUCGAGUGCAAUCAGAAGAUCCAACGUGGAAAGACAGUGGUACGGCAUUUAUUACCUCAGUUACCCGGCUACUGGAGAGACUUCUUGACUACCGGAGUGUUAUACAAGGCGACGAAAACCGUGACAAACGCAUGUCAUGCACGGUUAAUUUGUUGAAUUUUUACAAAAAUGAAUUCAAUCGUAAAGAAAUGUACUUGCGGUACAUUUACAAGCUUCACGAUCUCCAUUUGGCAGCUGAAAAUUACACAGAAGCAGGAUUUACGAUGAAACUUUAUGCUGAUCAGUUGAGCUGGGACUCGACGAUACUGCCCGCUGAUCAUGUGCAUCCUCAACAGGCAGAGUGGCAGCGGAAGGAACUUCUAUACUAUCAAAUAAUUCAUUACUUUGAUCGCGGCAAAUGCUGGGAAAAGGGUAUCCCGCUUUGCAAAGAGCUGGCUGGACUCUACGAGACACGUCUGUAUGAUUACGCGAAGCUCAGUCAAAUUUUAAAAAUGCAAGCUAAAUUUUUGGAUAAUAUUCUUACGCAACUGAGACCCGAGCCGGAGUACUUCCGCGUCGGGUUUUACGGUCUCAGCUUUCCACUAUUUGUUCGGAAUAAAUUGUUUAUUUAUCGCGGUUUGGAGUAUGAGAGAAUAGGUGCCUUCACACAAAGACUUCAAACAGAGUUUCCAAGCGCACAGAUACUGACUAAAAAUUCCCCACCGGAUGAUAGCAUUAUCACUGCUGAAGGUCAAUAUAUUCAAAUAUGUAACGUAAAGCCAAUCCCGGAAGAGGGUAGCUUGGCAUGUACAGUAGGAGAAAUACCGGAACGUGUGGUCGCGUUUUAUCUCGUUAAUGACGUACGUAAAUUUACAUUCGAUCGACCCUUGCACCGGGGGCCAGUUGACCGUGAAAACGAAUUCAAAUCGCUGUGGAUUGAACGCACGACAUUAACAACAGAGGCCAAGUUGCCGGGUAUAUUACGUUGGUUCGAAGUUAUUGAGCGACGUUCCGAGCUUUUAGCACCGGUGCAGUAUGCAUGCGAGACGAUGCAGAACGUCGAGACGGAAUUGCGUCGUCUGGUUGCUCAGUAUACCGCGGAGCCACAUCGUAACAUAAAUCCAUUCAGUAUGAGAUUGCAGGGAAUAAUAGAUGCCAAUGUAAUGGGAGGAAUAACAAAAUAUCAAGAGGCUUUUCUGACUGCUGAAUUUGCGCGACAAAAUCCUGAGAUGGUACCGCAUGUUAAUAAAUUAAAAAAUUUAAUUCUUGAUCAAAUAAGCGUAUUAGAGUCGGGGCUGGUUCUUCAUGGGCAAAUAGCGCCAGCUGGGGUGCAGCCGCUUCACAAGAGACUGAUUGAAAGAUUUACGCAGCUCAAACAGAGCCUGGGUAAUUUAACGAGACAACGUACAAUUCAUCAAGACAGUAUUAUUAAUUCGCCAUUGCCACCAUUGCCAAUAAAUGAGAAACAACGACCGGCUACUCUGGACACCGUGGGAUCAAGACUCUCUCACGCUGACAGUGACGGAUUACCUGAGGACGAGGGAUUUUAUACGCGAGUAGACGGAGCACCGCCGCCGAUACCACAGCGCGAAGUGCGUCCACGGUCAGUCGGAUAUGGAUCGACACCACCGAGACUGACUCAUCACAGGACACUCAGCAAACCUCUGAGUCCCAAACUACCGCUAAGACACUCGCUGCCGACUCCAACUGAUGGUCAAGACCCAGCGAACAUGCGAAGCUCCUGGAGUGAACCGGGAACCGAACAAGCUCCGCCUCUUCCACCUCGCGGGUGCACUCCCGACAAACGGGAGUCUAACAACCCUAGUAUCGUUGUACCUCCCGCACCUCCCAAGCGACUGACGACUCACCGACGCAACACCGAUUGGAGUACUGAGGAUGACAUCGACAACUCAAAUGACCUCAGAGAUACCAAUGAUUUGAGAGACUCAGGCAUUUCUACUACCAGUUUCCAAGACUUUCAGCAACACCUCACUAAUUUAAAUAAUCUCAGCUACGAAGACUUUGAGCCACGAUCGAGAACCAAUGAUAUCAUGAAUAUUUCACCGCCUUCUGUGAUAAGUUCUCUCAAUGUUUCUACUGUUAGCUUUAUGAGUUCUACAUUCCAAGGACCGCAAAUUCUUCUGGAUCAAGAUUCAAGUCCGCCGCCGAUCCCACCAAAAGUAAAUCAAGACACACCAUCAGCGCCUUCAACUCUUGAACGGGCGAACCGCGUCCACGUCCACGGGGGAACUGGGCACGUAGAAAAUUACUCGGUGCCGAAAUUACAAACUCUAUCCGUCGCAACUGAUGGCGAGAGUACUGUAUAAUAUUACAAGUCGAAUCUCCUCCUAGUCUUAGCAGUAGUCAUUACUAUUAUUAUUAUAUCAUAAUUAUUAUUAUUAUUAAAAUUUAAAUAAUAUAUUUAACAAGAGAAAAUACGUUUUUAUGUAUUGCUGCACAACUCAACAGUUAAUGUUGAAAAAAAAUAACACUAAAGAUAAUUAUUGAUAUUAAUUACAAAAAUUAGCUUUAAGAUGAUCCUCAGAUAAGAGAAACCGCGACGAUUUAUUUUUUUUUUUAAAUAGAGCUUGCAAUCGAUGAAUUAAUUAAUCAUGUAAAUCAGUAAUUAAAUUUUUUUUUUUUUUUAUGCAGAUAUUUAAUUUUUUUUUGUUAAUCCGUAAACUCAAAGAUGCGCUUCCGGAUUUAAAAGUUAUAUUUUACAACAAACUUAUUUAUACACUUAGACUGUAAUCUUUUUAACGCGUAGCUUAUAUAUAAAUUAAUUUAUAUAAUAUAUUAUUAAAUAAAUAAAUAAAAAGGUCAAUGUAUUAAAAUAAUAAAUAAUAUUAAGAUCGAUAUAUAAAUUAUGUAUUUUGUC